CGAGAGAGGCAGAGCAGGGGGAGAGAGAGUUGCGGGACAUCUCUGAGGGAUUCAACGGAGCUAGACGGUGAUUUUCAACAUUCAGACAAACCAGUGUGUUAGGACGCCCCCCACUCAUUGACACUGGGUAGCCCAUGCACGUGCAUGACACCAUGGGUAGCUCCCCCGAGGUGCUCUCAUGGACUUCCUGCCCCAGUCUGCUGGUGGGCAAGCUGAAGGAGGAGCUCAAACUCACCGUGGUUGGGGACACCAUGAAGAAAUCAAACUUGCCCAACUCCCAACCUCAGCCUACUCAGGCCCCUCCGUCCAAUUUACCACCUCAGAUUAUCACAGACCUGGCUCCGCUGACACAACUACCCGUUCCCCUGCAGACGCUGCAGACGCCCGGCCAGGACGAAGACUCAAUGCUGGGGGGUAUAACUCCCCCAAACACAGCCUUAAGUGUGGACUCAACAAGGAGCGAGGGUGGGCACUUUGACAACAGCGUGCUCCAGCUGCAGGAGCAGGACCAUGAGGAAGCCGGAUCACCCGCCUCUUGUGAGCACGGUGGGUGUGGCAGUGGUAUGGAGGAGCAGAUGGGAGAAGGGGACUGCCCCAUGCACCACAAUGUAGAGGAGAGGCAGAGCCACCCCCAUCACCCUGAUGACAUCAAGCUGCACUUCCACAGAGCGGGGCCUGGGUCGGGUGGGUUCUUAGAAGGGCUGUUUGGCUGUCUUCGGCCUGUCUGGAAUAUCAUAGGGAAGACAUACUCGACAGAAUACAAGCUACAACAGCAAGACAUGUGGGAGGUUCCAUUUGAGGAGAUUUCGGAGUUGCAGUGGCUGGGCAGCGGUGCUCAGGGAGCUGUCUUCUUGGGCAAGUUCCGCUCUGAGGAGGUGGCCAUCAAGAAGGUGCGUGAGCAGAAGGAGACAGACAUUAAACAUCUGCGAAAACUCAAGCAUCCAAAUAUCAUCAGCUUCAAAGGUGUGUGCACCCAGGCGCCUUGUUACUGCAUCAUCAUGGAGUACUGUGCCCAGGGCCAGCUGUAUGAGGUGCUGAGGGCGGGGAGGAAAGUGACCCCCAGGAUGCUGGUGGACUGGGCCUCAGGCAUCGCCAGUGGCAUGAACUACCUACACCUGCACAAGAUCAUCCACAGAGAUCUCAAGUCUCCCAAUGUUUUGGUGACCCACAACGACACUGUGAAAAUCUCAGACUUUGGAACGUCCAAAGAGCUCAGUGACAAAAGUACAAAGAUGUCAUUUGCAGGUACGGUGGCCUGGAUGGCCCCAGAAGUGAUAAGAAAUGAGCCUGUGUCUGAGAAGGUAGACAUCUGGUCAUUUGGAGUUGUGUUGUGGGAACUUCUGACCGGAGAGAUUCCCUACAAAGACGUGGACUCCUCGGCCAUCAUUUGGGGUGUUGGCAGCAACAGUCUUCACCUUCCUGUCCCCUCCACCUGCCCGGACGGCUUCAAAAUACUCAUGAAACAAACAUGGCAAAGCAAGCCCAGGAAUAGGCCUUCGUUUCGUCAGAUCCUCCUACACCUCGACAUUGCCUCUGCUGAUGUCCUGGGAGCUCCUCAGGAGACCUACUUCAAGUCUCAGGCAGAAUGGAGGGAGGAAGUGAAGAAACAUUUUGAGAAGAUCAAAAGUGAAGGCACCUGUAUCCACAGGCUGGACGAGGAGCUGAUCCGACGCAGGCGGGAUGAACUCAGACAUGCACUGGACAUCCGGGAGCACUAUGAGAGGAAGCUGGAGAGAGCCAACAACCUCUACAUGGAACUCAGUGCCAUCAUGCUGCAGCUGGAGGUCCGAGAAAAGGAACUAAUGAAGAGAGAGCAGGCAGUGGAGAAGAAAUAUCCCGGGACCUAUAAGCGCCACCUGGUCAGACCCAUCGUCAGGUCCAACGCUGUAGAGAAGCUCAUCAAGAAGAAAGGAAGCAUGUCCCACAAACCUGGGAUGCCCCCCACUAAAAGGCCAGACUUGCUUCGUUCUGAUGGCAUCCCCAGCCUCGACCCUCUCCCCUCCCCCUCGCCUCUAUCAGCCAGCCCAAAGGUCUCCACGCCUCCUGGCAAAGCCCGCUACCGAAGCAAGCCUCGUCACCGCCGGGCCAACAGUAAAGGAAGCCAUAGCGAGUUCCCCGGGGUGCUGAAGCCUCUUGCUGGGGCAUUAGAGGACACCCAGUCUCUCCAGGAGCAGCCGUUCCUCCAUCACCACCACCACCAUCCACCAACCGAGGGGCCCUUCCUGCCCUUGAAGGGCCGCGAGGAGGCCGUUGUCAACUGUGCCAACAACCUGCGCUACUUCGGCCCCGCUGCUCCCCUCCGUAGCCCUCAGACAGACCACAUGCAGCGCCGCGUUUCUGGCUCCAGCCCUGACAUCAUAUCCACUGCUGUGGAUGCAGACACGCGACAGCGGACUACAUCCACCAGCUCCAAUCCUGUCCCAGGUGCUGGUGCUGGUUCUUUGUGUCCCUGCUGCCAGGCUCACCCCUUCCCUGGCUGCCUACACUGUCAGGAGACCCCUCCUGCAUUAAGCCACCCAGAGUUGCCCCACUACUCCUGGGCUCCCAGCAAAGAUCCAGCCUCAGACAGAGAGGCCACAAAGAAGGCUCAGCCACAGGAACAAGAGGCAUCCCAACGGACUCACACCCUGCUCACUGCACUGCCUCGUACUCUCAGACCUCUCAGGAAGGGUGGCGAUGAGUCCUCUGAAGAGGAAGAGGGCGAGGUUGAUAGUGAAGUGGAGUUUCCAAGGAGACAGAGACCUCAUCGCUGUAUGAGCAGCUUCCAGUCCUACUCCACCUUCAGCUCAGAGAACCUGUCGGUAUCUGACGGAGAGGAGGGAAACACCAGCGACCACUCCCACAGCGGGCCCCUGGAGAGGAUGAGUACCAGUCAGGAGGAACACCUGGAUGAGCUGCUGUCGCACACACCAGAAAUCCCCAUCGACAUCUCCACCCAGUCAGACGGCCUCUCUGACAAGGAGUGCGCCGUCCGCAGGGUAAAGACCCAGAUCUCACUGGGAAAACUGUGCUCCGACGAACACAGCUACGAGAAUCCACUACAGUUUAGGGAUUCAGACUGUGAUACGUCAGAAGCAGAGUGCUCCGAUGCCACCAUUAGAAACCACAAAAUCGGGGCUCCUUCCUCGUGGUGAAACCCACCCCGAGGCUUGGUUCUGUUCUUGCCUGGAGGCCAUCGUGUCCCACUCUGCCCUGCAGAAAAUACAGCAAUAAGAGGACAACAUUGUAAACAAAGCUCCCUAUAGCCAAGCCCCAUGCAAUCUCUCCCAGAACCUCUGCCAGAACUACCCUUCCCUUCAUAAACCCCCAUUCCCCCCCAUCUCUAGCACAGCAUUCAGGCAACCCAUGGCAGGGAUUCCCUUUUGAAUGAUAAUGUACAGUAGAUAAUGUAACAUUUAUAAUUUAUUUUUGUCUGAGUAUUGAAGGAAAAUUCAGGACAUCUGUAAAUUCUCUGAUCUGAACAGAGAAAAACUGACUAUUUGAAACUGAGCAUGGGCUAAGUGUGUGUUGUUGAUGAUGAUGAUGAUGAUGAGAAGGAGGAUGUGUUGAAGUGCUGAUGUAUCAGAGGCUGACAACUAGCAGUGUGAAGCUACAUCACUGCAAUUGUUGGUCUCUCAGGUGACUGACGCAGACAAGGAGUGUCACUACAAGCCUUUUGAUCUGGCUAUCAUUGCUCUCAGCAUCUCACUGUUUUAGACCCAAAUCCCCAACCCCCUCUUACUAAACCUGCUUUAUCAUGAGGUGACCGUGCAGAGCCCCAGUACCCCCCGACCCACUUCCAUCCCGUCCCCACCGUGGUGAGUUGGGGAACAGGGAGCUCUUGAAAGCAGUGUGAACACCAGCAUGAACAGCCUCCCUCCCUUAGACGCCACCACGUGUCUGUGUCUCUGAACUUUUCCAAGCAUGCUUGUGUAGCUCGCAAAAUGCAAACGCUGCCAGAAGACUGCAUGACGUAGACAAGCUAGCAGAGCAACAGAGCUGAAGACUCAGCUGACAGCUAAGGAGAAGAUUAAAAAAAAGAGACUUCCUCUGUGACCCAGCUCAUCCUUCUCCGAGACACGUCAUCAUCAAUCAG
Messenger RNA from Perca flavescens (yellow perch), 4075 nucleotides. RefSeq names its product mitogen-activated protein kinase kinase kinase 13 (gene map3k13). The transcript is spliced from 15 exons. NCBI's taxonomy places the organism in Eukaryota, Metazoa, Chordata, Actinopteri, Perciformes, Percidae. Gene Ontology annotation, biological process: protein autophosphorylation; JNK cascade. The coding region runs from base 135 to 3134 and encodes 999 amino acids. Gene Ontology annotation, cellular component: cytoplasm. The record is from RefSeq and is a predicted model, not a curated record. Gene Ontology annotation, molecular function: ATP binding; MAP kinase kinase kinase activity.